Molecule: messenger RNA, 766 nt
Organism: Myxocyprinus asiaticus (Chinese sucker)
Lineage: Eukaryota; Metazoa; Chordata; Actinopteri; Cypriniformes; Catostomidae
Product: CD59 glycoprotein-like
Exons: 3
Coding region: 90-491 (133 amino acids)
Source: RefSeq, a predicted model, not a curated record
CACACUGUGGGAUUAUGGAUAGCUGUUGAGUGGUUUGUAGUUAAGACUUCCACACUGUCCCAGGACUUCACUCACACAUUCUCCUCAACAUGAAGACUCUCCUAGCUGUACUGGUCCUGUUUGCCGCUGUGCUACACACUGUGUUGUCUUGUCCGCUGUGUGAAGGUGAGGGACUCAAGUGUUUCACCUGUGUGGCUAAUAACCAGGACGAGUGUAACCGGCAGGGGUCUACAGUGUGUCCGGCUCACUCAGAUGCCUGCUCUACAAUCACAGGACCCCAAUCAGUGAUGAAGUCAUGUGCUUACAAGUCCUUCUGUGACAAGUCUCACAUGAGCAAUGGUGAGAUGAAGCUGGAAUGCUGCUUCACCGACGACUGUAACGGCCCUCACCGGUCCCACAGCCACGGGGAGCACCAAAACGCUGCCAUGGCCCUGAGCUCCAGCCCUGUCCUGCUCCUGGGGGUCCUGCUCAUUAGAGUGGCUGUCAGUUAAAUGUAAACCCUAAACACACUGACCUAUUGUAUUACAUGCUAAAUUAAUCCGCAUCUGAUGGAUUCAUGUAAACUGUAACUGUUAACUGUAAAUGUAAAUGAUAGAUAUGCUUUUGUCUAUUGAAUGGCCACAUUAUCUGUGCAUGUGCUUCUGCUGUUAUACAUACAAGGUUUAAAUAAGCCCUACUUAGAAUGUGUCGUUUUAUGUUGUAUAUGAACUCAAAUGAGUAUCUAUGAAACUAAUGAAUAAAGUAAUAAAUUACUAUUUUAUUGUCA